This is a messenger RNA of Chanos chanos (milkfish), 531 nucleotides long. RefSeq names its product crystallin, gamma S2 (gene crygs2). Gene Ontology annotation, biological process: visual perception; lens development in camera-type eye. NCBI's taxonomy places the organism in Eukaryota, Metazoa, Chordata, Actinopteri, Gonorynchiformes, Chanidae. The record is from RefSeq and is a predicted model, not a curated record. The coding region runs from base 1 to 525 and encodes 174 amino acids. Gene Ontology annotation, molecular function: structural constituent of eye lens. The transcript has 3 exons.
AUGGGCAGGAUUAUCUUUUAUGAGGACAAGAACUUCCAGGGCCGUUGCUACGAAUGUGACAGCGACUGCACCGACUUCCAUGCCUACCUGAGCCGCUGCAACUCCAUUCGAGUUGAGAGUGGAGCCUGGGUGGUCUAUGAGAGGCCAAAUUACAUGGGCUAUCAAUAUGUUCUGAGCAGAGGAGAGUAUCCAGAGUACCAGCGCUGGAUGGGCCUGAAUGAUCGCCUAAGCUCCUGCAAACUCAUCCACUUUACAAGUGGGACUCAGUACAAAGUUCAGCUCUACGACAAGGUAGACUUUGCAGGCCAGGCUGUUGAGGCCAUGGAAGAUUGCCCAUCUGUGCUGGAGAGGUUUCGCCUGAGGGAGGUGGGUUCCUGUAAGGUCCUGGAAGGCUACUGGGUCUUCUACGAACACCCCAACUAUCGUGGCCGCCAGUAUUUCCUUGAGACAGGAGAGUACCGCAAGCCAGCGGACUGGGGUGCUGUCUGUCCCACCGUGCAGUCCUUCCGCCGGCUGACCGAGUGACCUCAC